AGGGUGGAUGUGUUUGGACCUGAAGAAGUUGAAGAGCCAUGAUGCAUACAGUCAAGCUGCUCUGUGUGGUGUUUUCGUGCCUCUGUGCCGUCGCCUGGGCGUCAUCCAAUCGCCAGCCAUGUCAUACACCACCAUUGACCAGUGGAACAUUGACAGUGGUUUCAACAGGGGGUCAUGAUCUUGCAUCUGGAGAAUUCAGUUAUGAUUCCAAAGCAAAUAAAUUCCGCUUUGUGGAGGACACUACUCACGCAAACAAAACUUCUUAUUUGGAUGUGCUCGUACAUUUCGAUGAGGGCCUGCUUUAUGAGUUGGACAGUAAAAAUGAGAGUUGCAAGAAGGAGACUAUGCAGUUCCGUAAGCACCUAAUGGAGAUUCCACCCGAUGCCACUAACGAAUCUGAGAUUUACCUGGGCAGCCCCUCCAUCACAGAGCAAGGACUUAGAGUCCGGGUGUGGUCCGGGAAGUUUCCUGAACUUCACGCGCACUACUCCCUGUCGACCACUUCUUGUGGCUGUCUGCCAGUUUCGGGCUCCUAUUAUGGUGAGAAGAAGGACCUUGUCUUCAGUUUCUAUAACGUUGAAACUAAAGUUGAUGACCCACAAGACUUUGUGCUACCGGCCUACUGUGACGGUGUGCAAUUUGAGGAGGCACCAGAUGACCACAGCUUCUUCGACCUGUUCCAUGACUGAAAGAAAAGUUGAUGCACAAACUGCCAAAAAAUGGCUUCUCACAAUUAUAAAAAGCAUUUAAAUAAAAAAUAUUUCCUGUAUUCAUCUUUCUUUCUUCAGAAUGCUUACAGUUUCUGACAUUAUUACAAUCUUUUCUAAAUAACUUUUUGUCUUUUGCAACUGUUUCUUCACUUUGAUGAAGUCAAUAAAGCUAAGCUUUCACUGAAAACCA
Messenger RNA from Paramisgurnus dabryanus, 900 nucleotides. RefSeq names its product ependymin (gene epd). Gene Ontology annotation, cellular component: lysosome; extracellular region. The record is from RefSeq and is a predicted model, not a curated record. Gene Ontology annotation, biological process: cell-matrix adhesion. Gene Ontology annotation, molecular function: calcium ion binding. NCBI's taxonomy places the organism in Eukaryota, Metazoa, Chordata, Actinopteri, Cypriniformes, Cobitidae.